Didymodactylos carnosus is the source of this 1167-nucleotide messenger RNA. NCBI's taxonomy places the organism in Eukaryota, Metazoa, Rotifera, Eurotatoria, Philodinida, Philodinidae. The record is from the annotation of a GenBank genome assembly.
AUGCAUAUUAAUUGCAGACAACCAGCUGUUUCUAAAGAUCCGUACCAUGAAUAUGGUACAUGUCACAUACCAACACAAUGUCGUCAUUAUACAAAAGAGUAUUUAUAUGCUCGAGAAUUUUCACCUACACAAAAACAACUGACAUCAGAAGGAAACAUAUCAUCGUAUUCGAUGGAUUCGAAUCAAGUGGGAGCAGAAUCAGGUGAAUCAAAUUCUAAUGCUUACCUAGUGGAUCUGGCGUUAUCUCCUGAAAAACAUUUUGAACCAUAUAGAAUAAAUAAUAAUGAUGAACAAAAGCAAAGUUUAGAUCCAACACCAUUACCAAGACACAUUGAACAAAUUAUCGCUGAACCAUUUAGUGAUCAAUAUUUUUCCAGAAAUUAUGGAUAUGAAGAAGAUCCAGUUCAAAACGAAAAACAAUUAGCUAAUAUGGCCAAACUGUGGGAUGUCGAACGAAUUGCUAUUCAAAAACUUCAGCAUGAUUUAGACAAAAAUAUAUUUCAAAAAACGUUUGAUUAUGUGAAACAUUUUGGACAAAGUGUUGUGUUUGCUCUGUGGUUAUGGACACAUCGACCAACUAAAUGUUCACAACUUGCCAAUCAACUAUCAUCGACCAUUCCCGGAAUCAAUGUCAGGUGUAAAACAACACCAACACGAUUGUGUACACAUCAGAAAAAAUGUGAAGUUUGUCCACCAUGUUCAGAUAAUUUUUGUUGUCAUGAAGUUGCCAUUGAUGCAAAACAAUUUUCAGAAGACCAGGAUGAUGAAAAAGACGUCUCAUGUAUCAAUGAACCAUCAUCAUUAUUUUUGAAACAUCUUAUUCUAGAUGAACAACGAGAAUAUUUACCACCUAUUACACGUGCAUUGAAAAAUAUGCUGGAUAACAAUUAUGAUUACGUAACAGACGAGACGAAAGACAGUUCUAUAUUAUGGCCACACUAUAUAAAUAUGGAAGUUCUUCAAAAGAGUCUCGCAUCUUUUCCAUCAACAAAAGCUCGUUCAUCGAAGUCCAAAACAAAACCAAAAGGAAGAAACUCGUCAAAAUCAUGGCAACGUUCAGAUGAAAGUGGAAAAAAGAACAAAUCAAAAUCUCGAUCUCACAAAUAUACAGAAACUUCUUCAAAAACAUUGCAUAACACUGAGCUACAGUCAAAAAAAUCAUCAUAG